AUGGUUCGCACCAGGUCUGCUUGCAUUCUCUCUUUCAUCUUGUUUUUUGCUCACAUAGCAGCUGUAUCGAUUAAGCAUCGUCCUAAAGGAGAUGUGCAUGAUGCAGAUUUUCAUGAACAGAAGGAUAUCUCAGAAAUCAAUUUAGCUGCUGGGUUGGACCUCUUUCAAGGGGACAUCCUCCUGCGGAACUCCAGGAAUGGCCUGAGAGACCCUGGUGCCAGGUGGAAGUUCCCCAUUCCUUAUAUUCUGGCGGACAAUCUGGAACUGAAUGCCAAAGGAGCCAUUCUCUAUGCCUUUGAAAUGUUUCGCCUCAAGUCCUGUGUGGAUUUCAAACCCUAUGAAGGAGAGAGCUCAUACAUCAUCUUUCAGCAGUUUAAUGGGUGCUGGUCUGAGGUCGGUGACCAACACGUGGGACAGAACCUUUCCAUUGGCCAGAGGUGUGACUACAAGGCCAUCAUUGAACAUGAGAUCCUUCAUGCUUUGGGAUUCUACCAUGAGCAGUCCAGGUCUGACCGGGAUGAUUAUGUGAAAAUCUGGUGGGAUGAAAUUCUUCCAGGUUACAAGCACAACUUUAACACUUAUGAUGACAACCUAAUCACAGACCUCAACACACCCUAUGAUUAUGAGUCUCUGAUGCACUAUGAGCCUUUCUCAUUUAACAAGAAUGCAAGUUUCCCAACCAUCACAGCCAAGAUCCCCGAGUUUAACUCCAUCAUUGGGCAGCGCCUGGAUUUCAGUGCCAUCGAUUUGGAGAGGCUGAACCGAAUGUACAAUUGCACCACAACUCACACCCUUUUGGACCACUGUGCUUUUGAAAAGGCAAACAUCUGUGGGAUGAUUCAGGGUACCAGAGACGAUGCUGACUGGGUCCGUGAGGACAGCACUCAGCCUGGACAAGCGGAUCAUACCUUGGUGGGACAAUGCACAGGUGCCGGCUACUUCAUGUUCUUCAACACCAGCUCGGGGCUGGCAGAAGAGGCAGCCUUGCUGGAGUCUCGGAUUCUUUACCCAAAGAGGAAGCAGCAGUGUCUGCAGUUUUUCUACAAGAUGACAGGAAGCCCUUCAGACAGACUUGUCAUCUGGGUCCGGAGGGAUGAUGGCACGGGCAACGUUCGCAAGCUGGUCAAGGUGGAGACCUUCCAAGGAGAUAUUGACCAAAAUUGGAAAAUUGCGCAUGUGAUACUCAGAGAGGAGAAGAAAUUUCGCUACCUUUUCCAGGGCACAAAAGGUGACCCCCAGAACUCGAAUGGGGGAAUUUACCUGGAUGACAUCACCCUGACAGAAACACCAUGCCCCACAGGGGUUUGGACCGUACGGAAUUUCUCCCAGGUCCUUCAGAACACGGUUAAAGGGGACACGAUCCUGAGCCCUCGAUUCUACAAUUCAGAGGGAUAUGGUUUUGGGUUGACCUUAUACCCUCAUGGUAGAAUAAACUCCAACAGCUUAGACUACUUAGGACUCACUUUUCACCUGUGCAGUGGGGAGAAUGAUGCCAUCCUGGAAUGGCCAGUGGAAAACAGACAGGCGAUAAUGACAAUACUCGACCAGCAACCUGAUGUCAGGAAAAGAAUGUCCUCGAGCAUGGUGUUCACUACCUCUAAGUCCCAGACAUCUUCAGCAAUGAAUAACUCUGUCAUCUGGGACAAGCCAUCCAUCGUGGGGUCUUAUGACCAGAACUGUCAAUGUUACAGAACCAUUGACUGGGGCUGGAGUUCUGUCAUCUCCCACCAAAUGCUGAGAAGGAGGAGUUUCCUGAAAAAUGAUGACCUGAUCAUUUUUGUGGACUUUGAAGAUAUCACCCACCUUAACCAGACUGAAGUCCCCAUUAAAGACACAAGGCUGUCCCCACAAGGCCUCAUUCUCCAAGGCCAGGAGCAGCAGGCCACAGAAGAAGGUUCUGCACAGGCUUUGUUAGAGAAAGCCCUCCCUAGCAGCCAGGGUCAAGGGCAGCCCAGCCGACGGAAGCGGUCAGCAGAGGGCACGGGCCCCAUGGAAGACCACAACUGGCCACCAUAUUUCAGAGAUCCGUGUGACCCGAAUCCUUGUCAAAACGAAGGCAUCUGUGUGAAUGUGAAGGGGAUGGCGAGCUGCAGGUGUGUCUCCGAUCACACCUUCUUCUACACGGGAGAGCGCUGUCAGGCCAUGCAGGUGCAUGGCAGCAUCCUGGGUCUGAUCAUCGGAGGCACAGCUGGUGUGAUUUUCUUGACCUUCACCAUCGUCUCCACCCUUUCCAAAAAGCUGAGGCAGUGA
Molecule: messenger RNA, 2250 nt
Organism: Phyllostomus hastatus (greater spear-nosed bat)
Lineage: Eukaryota; Metazoa; Chordata; Mammalia; Chiroptera; Phyllostomidae
Gene: MEP1A
Product: meprin A subunit alpha
Exons: 14
Coding region: 1-2250 (749 amino acids)
Biological process (GO): proteolysis
Cellular component (GO): membrane
Molecular function (GO): metalloendopeptidase activity; protein binding; zinc ion binding
Source: RefSeq, a predicted model, not a curated record